UCACAACACCAGCUGAAGUUACCCAACACCGAGUGGAUCUGUCCCUCGGGUCGAGCAUUACCGCCUGCGAUGAUGGACGAAGUCGUGGAGAUCGAACGUAUUGAUCUGUUGUGUGAGGUGAACAACACAGAUCAUCACACAAAGCUGAUCGGUGUGGACAGAUUGAUCGUGAGGAGAGGUCAGCCGUUCACCAUCAAACUACACCUGCGACCGGGAUCUCACUUUCAGAACGGGACCAACGUCAACUUCGUCGCCAAAACAGGUCCAAUACCUUCAGUGGAUGCACAAACCAAAGCAGAAUUUAGCCUUAGUAAAUUCAUCUCGAGAUCAUGUUGGAGUGCAACUUCAGAAACAACGUCUGAAAACACAGUGUCUCUGACCAUAUGCUCGCACCCAAAUGCUCCUAUUGGAGUCUAUAAGCUGAUCCUGGAUCAGGGAGCAGGAAUCAUUCUUGGAGAUUUUGUGCUGCUUUUUAACCCCUGGUGUAAAAGGGAUUCGGUGUACCUGUCAAAUGAAUCAGAGAGAGAUGAAUAUGUCCUUUCUCAGGAUGGCCUGAUCUACCGCGGGACACCCAAACGGAUCACGGCCCUACCGUGGGCUUUUGGACAGUUCGAGCCGGGCAUAUUGGACAUCAGUCUCAAGAUUCUAGAUGAAAACCCCAAAUAUAUCAGUGACGCAGCUCUAGACUGUUCUGAGAGAAAGAGUCCUGUGUAUGUGACACGAGUGUUCAGUGCAAUGAUCAACAGUAAUGAUGAUAAAGGUGUUCUGGUGGGCAACUGGUCAGGUGAUUAUGAGGAUGGAGUAAAGCCGACGGCAUGGAAAGACAGCGGCUCUAUCCUCCGGCAGUGGAGUAAUUCCGGAUUUGGUGGCGUGCGGUACGGACAGUGUUGGGUGUUCGCAGCUGUUGCCUGCACAGUGUCCAGGGCUCUGGGAAUCCCCUGCAGAAUCGUCACAAAUUUUGGAUCGGCACACGACAGUAACGGUGAUCUUUUAAUGGAGCAUUUCUACAAUGAAUUUGAUGAGAACAUUUCUGACGACUCUAUAUGGAACUUUCACGUGUGGGUCGAGAGCUGGAUGACACGAUCAGACCUGCCGCUUGGGUACGAAGGUUGGCAGGCGAGUGAUCCGACACCUCAGCAAAUAAGUGAUGGGGUGUUUUGCUGUGGCCCGGCCCCUGUCAGAGCCAUAAAAGAGGGUGAGCUCACUUUGCACUAUGACGUUCCCUAUGUAUACGCUGAGGUGAAUGCUGAUGUUGUGGAGUACAUUAAACUAAAUGACGGAAGAGUGCUGAAGAUGAGUGGAUCCACUACAGAGGUGGGCAAGUCUAUAAGCACCAAGGCAGUCGGGAGUGAUGAUCGAGAGGACAUCACACACAGCUACAAAUAUCCAGAGGGUUCUGAAGAAGAGAGAAAGGUUUACGAAAAAGCAAAUCACCACAACAGACUUUCUCAGACGGGAGAGGAACCUGGUUUACACAUCAAGAUCAAAGUGAUCCCAGACAUGCAGAUCGGUUCGGACUUCGACGUCUAUGCGGAGCUCAAAAACAACACCAUGGUCACCAAGACCUGUCGAGUCAUGUUUUACGCCCAGGCUGUGACCUACAAUGGCAAACUCGGAGAGACCUGUGGAUUGGGCGAGUUUACCGAAAUGAAUUUAGCAUCUACGGAGGGAGGAAAGGUAACUUUACGACUGGAGUAUGUGGAGUACAGUAAAGCCAUAACUCAAGACAGAAUGAUCAAACUGAUGGCUUUACUCAUUGACGCAGACACACGCGAGUUUUACAGAGCGACAAAGACCAUCAUCCUGGACAGCCCUGAAAUAAUUGUCAAUAUAUUGGGUGUGCCAAAAGUGGGCCAGAAACUUGUGGCAGAUUUAUCUCUGCAAAAUCCACUACCAGAGUCUCUGGAGAACUGCGUGUUCACUAUACACAGUGCCAACUUAACUGACGGCAAACCCAUCACUCACGAGAUUGGAAGAGUUGAUCCUAAAGGUUUCGCCAUCGCCAAAGUGGAGUUUACACCAAAUCUGCCAGGACCAAGAAAAAUACUAAUAGAUUUUGACAGUGACAAACUUCCUAAUAUUCAGACCUUUGAGAACCUCGUCAUCUAUGAAUAAAUG
Molecule: messenger RNA, 2118 nt
Organism: Paramisgurnus dabryanus
Lineage: Eukaryota; Metazoa; Chordata; Actinopteri; Cypriniformes; Cobitidae
Gene: tgm2a
Product: transglutaminase 2, C polypeptide A
Biological process (GO): peptide cross-linking
Cellular component (GO): mitochondrion
Molecular function (GO): protein-glutamine gamma-glutamyltransferase activity
Source: RefSeq, a predicted model, not a curated record